CUGCUCUCGCAAACCUGAAUUCCGCGACCAGAGUGGCUUAACUUACACGCAGUUAGCAGCAGAGACACUUCGCACGUUUCAGGCAUUUUAUAGUCCUUUAGGAUAUCCGGAUACGUGAAAACACUCGGGCUCCGUUUAACAAUGGAGGCAUAUUUACGGAGCUGUCGCGAUGUGCUUAAGGGUUGUAGUAAGAACAGCCCAGGGCUGCAUGUCGUAAUGGGAAAUGAGGCUUGUGAUAUGGACUCAAUGGUAUCGGCCCUGACCUUCGCCUACUUUCUUUCAAAGAGUCUCGAUUGUAAGAGGAUGCCGGUCCCUGUGCUCAACAUCCCACGGGCUGAGUUCCCCUUGCGCUCCGACAGCACCUUUCUGCUGAGAGAGACCGGUCUGUCGCAGGACUGCCUGCUCUUCAGGGACGAGUUGGACCUCCACGGCCUGCACAGGAACAAACAGCUGACGCUGACGCUGGUCGACCACAAUGUUUUGGCCGGUGCUGACAGUGAGCUAGAGGACGCCGUCGUGGAAGUGAUUGACCAUCACCUCCUACAGAGGUCCCCCUCCUGUCCCGUCACUGUGGAGCCCGUGGGCUCCUGCGCCACCUUGGUGACUGAGCGCAUUGCCCAAAAAGCUCCCGAAGUGCUCGACCAACAAGUGGCUCAGCUUUUAUACGGUACCAUUAUCCUAGACUGUGUUAACAUGGCACCUGAAGCAGGUAAAGUCACCCCUAAGGACAGCCAAUACGCCGUCUUUUUGGAGAAACGUUUCCCAAAUCUGCCUCAGAGGGGCGUUCUCUUUCAGUCGCUACAGAAUGCCAAGUUUGACGUAUCAGGCCUCUCUACGGAACAGAUGCUGUUGAAAGACAUGAAAGCAGCAUCUGGUGGGGAUCUAAAAUUGGCUGUCAGUGUCAUUUACAUGACACUAGAGUCUUUUCUUCAGAGGCGUGGACUACAACAGGACCUCUGUGAGUUCUGCCACAAUCACAACUACAACCUGGUGGUUGCCAUGACGAUCUCUUUCAUUGACAACAAGGAGCCCUUCCGACAUCUAGCCGUCUACAGCUCCAGCACUGUCUACAGGGAAGAGAUGAGUAAAGCACUAGAAAAAGCCAAAAACCCCAGUCUGGACCUUAAGCCAAUGAGCAGUCCGUAUCCAGAUGUGAAGGCUUUUAUACAGGGUAACACAUUAGCAUCCCGCAAGAAGGUGAUGCCCAUAAUCUCAGACUUCCUGAAGGAGAGAGAAAGAAAAGUGUAUCAAAGUGGGAACAUAGAGGACCUAGAUCUGGACGAUGAUUCCAAUCAGGAACAGAGUGACUUGCAACAGUGUCCCGAGGAUGCUGGGAUAGAGGACGACGGCCAGGUUCCUCCAACACCAAUGAACAGUCUGGUGGAGGGUUGUCCCUUAGACAAUGGCUUACCAAAAAUCAGUCCUGAGGUUUUGGUGGAGAAAGUUAGCAAGAUGGCCAGCAUGGAGGACACGUCUUCUGAGACACAGUGAAGAGAAUCUGUUGUCCGAGAGAGUCUCGAAUAAGAGCCGGAGAAGGAAAGUUCUUCUGCAUCUUCAAGAGGACGAGGUGCACAUCCAACAGUGCUGCAUCAGGGCUUGAGAGUGAAAUGGCACUGUUUUGAUCUGGUUAACUCACAAAGGUACGAUACAGUCUGAAGAGACCGUUCUGUUGACUUUCUAAAGACCGGUACAUGAGCAUUCAAACGGAGCAUUACAAAAAUGCAUCAUAUAUAAAAUGUUUGAAGUUUGACUAUCGUAAAAAAAAAAAAAGAAAUCAGGUUUAGACUGUUUAUUUAUUGUUCACAGUCAUGUUCACAUUUGAUCUUCUAAAUGAAUCAGAAUUCUCACUGAGACAUAUAACCGUUUAAUCAUUUUAUUUAAAAUUGACAAUAUGCACCCUGUGCAAGCUAGCAACUGACGAUUAGUAGAAUAUACUAAUUCAGAGGUAUUAUACAAUUAAUUAUAACUUGGUAGCUAUUGUUGCUUUUGAUGCAAGUAGCACACUUUACUCUUUGUAGUGUUAAUUAAAGAAGUUAUUUCCAGCUUGUCUGCAGAUCAUUUAUGUGGCAUGGCAUCGCUUCUCCCCAAAAAUCAUUUUGACGUCUCCCUUGAUUUACAAAACUAAAUGGAAAAUGCAUUUACAGUAACACUUUUACAGUAUUAUCCUAGUCAUCAUUUAAAUUACAUAUAUACAGGUAUAUGUAUAUCUCAAAAAGUGCAGGUAUAUACGCAUUUACGAAUGAGUUUGGGAUGAGUCAAAAUUACAUCUUAAAUUGAUGAGGUAAUGUCAUUUUAUUUCACCCAGCAUCAGAUGUAAAUGAUGGUGAACGUGCAUUGGAUUUAGUACAUAUUGUCAUGAUUCCCCAAUAAUAAUUGUAAUGGAGUUAUUGUUGGUAUGUGAAAAGUGAGCGUAACCCUUCUGUGGCCUUUUGCCUGUUAUAGGUGUUAACUGACCUGCUCCUGGUUAGAAUCGGGGCACCUGCAUUUUAGUUAAAGAGAUUUUACCUUUAACUACCAAAGACCUCAGUUGUAUUUGUUUGUUCAGCAUGUUAACCUUUUAAGAUUUAAAACUUUAGUAUUCUGUUCCUUUCUAUUAUUUUAUCUUACUUAAUUUAUUCAAUGAUUUGAUGGCUCUAGAGGUACAUUAGUUUGAAAAACAUUAGUUUAAGAUUUUUUUAAUGAACAGCCCAUUUGAUUUGUUAUACGGAAAGCAGCUUAUUAGCAGAUUCAAUCAUACUUGGACUAUCAUCGUAAUUAUAAUAUUCAUUAUAUUAAUACAAAAGCUCAAUCAAAGCCGUUUUUAAGGCCUAAUUGGAUGAAUCAUAUAUAUAUAUAUAUAUAUAUAUAUAUAUAUAAAUAAAAGGAGUUUUUUUUCCCAAUUGAAGAUAAAAGAACUAAUUUAGUUAUGACUCAAGUAACAGUUCAACUAAAAUAUCGGACAUGGAACAUAUAAGAUGGUAUGUUGGUGUUUUGAGAUGUUGUGUGUCCCCUGUGAUUUAACCCUGACCGACAGUUUGGUGAGAUUUGACAUGGUGACAGCGUAUUGCUGCAUGCCGCCUCAGGAGAACUAAACACAUACUAGUCAAUUCUGCCAAACUACAUAAUGCCAAUAUCCUAAUGAUGUUGUGUGAAAUGUUGAUUUAAUGUAAAUGUAUUAAUGUGCUAUGGUUGUGAAACAGGACAUUCAAGAGCACAUCCUCUGUCAAGUAUUUUAUUGCCAAGGACUUUUUUUAUUUGAAGUUCUCUGUGACUCAUUAUGAUUAAAACAUUUUCAAAUUA
Messenger RNA from Puntigrus tetrazona (Sumatra barb), 3279 nucleotides. It is a transcript of the gene prune1, whose product is annotated as prune exopolyphosphatase. The record is from RefSeq and is a predicted model, not a curated record. The transcript has 8 exons. Lineage: Eukaryota; Metazoa; Chordata; Actinopteri; Cypriniformes; Cyprinidae. The coding region runs from base 142 to 1491 and encodes 449 amino acids. Gene Ontology annotation, cellular component: cytoplasm. Gene Ontology annotation, molecular function: exopolyphosphatase activity.